UGACCCUAUUGUAAUUUGUAAGUCGUGGGACGGAACGGAACCAUGCCUCCACUUCGGUGUCCCCCGUUUCCCCGAGGUCAGCUCAGCCCACUCGAGGUCCCAAGACUCUUUCCCUCGCUCCCUUCUCUCUGGGCUGAGGAAGCACCCUGGCGGUGAGAAUAGCAGUAGAGACAUGACUGAUGGUCAACAUGUUCAUCUCGUGGUCUUUGAACCCUGACUCUGACCCUGCCACUCCCUCCGAGUCAGAUUCAUCGCCUCCAAAGGUGCCCCAGCCCAAGGUUCGGUCCCGCACCGGCUGCCUAACGUGUCGUCGGAGACGGCUCAAAUGCGACGAAGCUCAUCCAGUAUGCAUGCGCUGUCAGCGGUCGAAGAAUCACUGUGUCUACGGGGUCCGCCUUCAAUGGCAGGAUGAUAUGCGCACAGCGGGGAAGUGCCACGGACGAACCGGGAUCGGCUCCCGAAAAAAAUCGCUGCAAUGCAUGGAAUCCGCAGAAGAUGACCUUUCGCAUUCAACACGGGCCCAGCAACAAGAUCAUCCUGAUAACGAUGGGGUAUCCGCGUUGAUCCUCACUCCACCCUCCUCGCACAGUCCACUGCGGGCCGCGACGUCAGAAUGCGUCUCCAUUCCAACGGAAAACAGUUAUCGAGCUCGCUAUUAUUCUUGGAAAGAGGGAAAGGUUCAGUCACCCAGGACUUCGCUCCAGGUGCUGCCAUGGAGCAUCGGAGUUCCUGAUGUCGACGAUGUAUGUCUGUCAUUCUAUGAGUCGGUGAUGUGCAAAGUUGCCGUCACCGUCGACGACGAGUACACCAAUCCUCUCCGCAACACGGUGAUGCGCAUGGUAUUUCGGUCUGAACUGGCCUAUUAUUCUGUGCUCAUGGCCAGUGCGCAGUAUCUGCGAUCUUUCGAGCGCCGCUUCGAUCUUCUGGAAAUGCAGGUCCGACAGAAGGUGCUUGGGGGGUUGCGUCGGGCAUUGACGAAACCUUGCUUGGAUUUGGAGGACGUGUUACUACCGACGAUAUUUCUCUGCUCUUCAGCUUGUCAGAUUUCCCACAGCUGUGAUGCCUCCUGGGUUCGCCAUCUGACCUGCUUCCAACUAGUCAUCAAGCAGAAGAUUCGGGGCCACACGCCAACCUAUGUGCCCCAACUUUUCCUGAGCUACUUCUCCGCCCACCUAGUGCUAGCCAAGUCGCUCUUUCCCAUAGAUAGGGUACUCACGGUUGUAGAUGUGUGGAAUGAUCCGUCAUCGACAGUAAAUGCAGAAGGAGCCUCCUGGACCUCCUCGGAGGUAUUAUCCAAGGUGAUGAGGCCAGAGACACUGAACGAAAUUGAUAUGUGGAAUGGCAUGAGCAAUCACAUGCUCCUGUUAAUCAAUGAUAUAUUGAGCCUCAAGGAUGACGUCCAAGCAUUGCAUGAGCAAGACAUGUUGCUCGAAGAGAAGCAAACGGCCAUUGAGGCGAAGAUCACCACCUUGCAGACGAGCCUCCAAACCAUCACACACCUGCUCCCGAACUCUCUGCAUCAAUUUCGCGACUCCGCGGAGGGUGCGCAUCGUUGCCGCCUCCUCGAAUAUACCAGCGAAGCAUAUCGUCUCGCUGCCUGUCUGCUCCUCUCAGAGGCGUCCACACCGGCUUUUCUCGGUUAUACUAGCGGAUUCGGAAUGGGUUUGGACACGAUGCGAAAGCAGCGACACAUAGAUUCGAUACUGUCACUGGUAGAGUCCAUCGUCUCAUCCUUGGACUAUCUUCCAAUCUCUUGGCCUUUGUGGGCCCUCUUCAUUGCCUCAUGCUGCAGUACUUCUGAACCGGAGAAAACACGGGCCCUGGCGCUGUUUCAUGCCGCGCAGGGGAAAGCUCCAUAUGAGAAUACGGUGCGGGCACAGACAGUAGUGGAACUGCUAUGGCAGCGACGCGGGCUGAAUGUGGAAGGAGUGAGAAUGCGGAUCGGUCGGUUUGAGUGGGAGUCAGUCAUGGAGUUUCUGGGGUGGCAGACGAGCUUUGCCUGAAUCACCUGAUUCACGCCCUCGUGAUUCCCAACUGUACUAGUUUUAUACCCCAACGCAUUCUAUUAUGUAUUCGACUAUGGAGCCCUCAACAAUCUAACAAUAGGUUCUCUAAUCUCGAGACUGCAACCUACAGGCAGUACCGAUAGUUCUCGUUUUGCCAGUCCGACACAUCGCCGGUGGCACUCUGCU
This is a messenger RNA of Aspergillus ibericus CBS 121593, 2192 nucleotides long. Its product is annotated as Zn(II)2Cys6 transcription factor. NCBI's taxonomy places the organism in Eukaryota, Fungi, Ascomycota, Eurotiomycetes, Eurotiales, Aspergillaceae. Gene Ontology annotation, cellular component: nucleus. The record is from RefSeq and is a predicted model, not a curated record. Bases 180 to 2003 code for a protein of 607 amino acids. Gene Ontology annotation, molecular function: transcription cis-regulatory region binding; DNA-binding transcription factor activity, RNA polymerase II-specific; zinc ion binding. Gene Ontology annotation, biological process: positive regulation of transcription by RNA polymerase II. The transcript is spliced from 3 exons.